This is a messenger RNA of Podarcis muralis (Common wall lizard), 1422 nucleotides long. Lineage: Eukaryota; Metazoa; Chordata; Lepidosauria; Squamata; Lacertidae. The record is from RefSeq and is a predicted model, not a curated record.
AGCCGCUUGCCCGCACUCGAGAUGGCGGCGCGAGUUUGAAAGGAAGCGCGAGGAGGCGCUUCGCAUUCGAAGGCGAGGCGCGCGAGAGAGUUUCCGCGCGGCGGCGGAUGCUCGCCUCGCCAUGGCUUCUUCGAAUCCGUGGGCUCCUGUGCAGCCGUCGGCGGCUGGGAUGCUGCUGGCUGGCUGCCUGUCCGCGGGGGUGGUGUCCCAGGAAACUCUGGAUAGAUGUGGAAAACCAGCUCCUUGCUUUGUUCGCCUCUCGGAGGCAGAACAAAUUGCUGAUCUCCAAGCUGAAAUCAGUGAGAUGAAGCUAGAUGCUGAAAUCCUGCAGAUGGAAAAAGAUACAGCAGACAUUACUCAUCCAUUCUACCUAACCUGCUGCCGCCCCACAUCUGACCCACCAACCUUCCAAAACAGAUUUUUGGGUGAAUGGGAGGCUGCAACAGGAGAACAGAAGAAGUCUGUUGAGGAAGUAGCAUGCUUAACACACUUAACAGCUCAGAAAUGCCAGGCUCUGCAAGCGAUGAACAAACACCUAGAAGCAGUGCUGAAAGAGAAAUGGGUUCUUAGGCAGAGGCUAAUGAAACCAGUGCGUCAAGAAAGUUUGCCUAUUGAAGCUAUGUACCACAGGCAUGUAGUAGAAUUGUUGGUGUCGGCAGUGGCUUUCAUUGAAAAACUAGAAACCCAUCUAACCACAGUAAGGAGCAUUCCUCAAAUACCUCUAGUUAUGAAAAACAUGGACAGUGCACUAACAAAGUUGGACUUGUUAGUAACAGACACAAAAGCACUGGCAGAACAAAUACUGGAGUGGAGAGAGAAAGUAAAGGAGAUCUUUGAAAACUCACAGCUGACUGCUGAAUCAGAUUCCUGGUUCAGAAGUAUAACUCUGUAAUUGUACACACUCCCCACCAUGCCUUUUCCUUCCCGAUUCGGGCUACUUAGCCAUUUGGUGUGUAGAUAAAAUGCAUGUCUUCUAUCACAUUUAAAGUCACUUGUGUCUGUCUGAAAUAUAUAUUUGUACAUAGAAAUAGUGCUAUGUUAGAAACUGACAACGGAUGUUAAAUGGCCCUCUUGAGGUUCUGAGGAAUAUUUUAAAGAAGCAAUUUUAUUAUGUCGCCUUAACAAGACCAGCUUCAUGUACAUAUGUUUUAUAUUUUAUAGAAAAUGUUUUAUAUAAACAUUAUCUAUUUUAAAAAGUGAGACCACUUAUAUCUUGGUACAAAACUUCAAUCUAAAUACCAGACUAUAGACUCUUUUGUAUGGGUGGGAAAGCUUUGGAUUCCACCCUGUCCUAAUGUGCAUAUAUGAAAAUCUGUAGCUUGAUACCUUUGCUCUUCAUACUGUUGAAUACUGUACUAGAAAAUAAUGCAGAGGAAGAGUAUGGGAAACAGUAUUCCGUUAGUAAUAAACAAACUAAAUAAA